AUGUGUGUAAAUGAGGGGAAAGAAGCAUUGGCUAGAAAACAGUUCCUUGAGAUAUUUAGGAGCAAGAACUUGGGACUUUUUCAACCAAAAAAGGACCAGUGCGAUACUUGCAUUGGAUAUAAACAAAAGCAUGUAUCUGAGGAAAUAUAUGCAGGACAUGUAAAGCGUAAGGACGAGAAAAGAGAGCAGAAAAAACUGGAAAAAGAGAAAGCAAUCAGAGGAGAGCAGCUAACAUACACAAUGGAUUUACAGGCCGUGAAGCUAUCCCCAAUGUUGGAAGCUAGCGCUCUUUAUUAUAAAAUGAAAUUAUGUGUGCAUAAUUUCACACUUCACAACAUUGCUACAAAAGAUGUCACUUGCUAUUUAUGGAACGAAAGUGAAGGUGGUCUUGUAGCAGCAGUUUUUGCCAGCUGUGUGAUAGAUUUCCUUGAAAAAGAAGUAGAAAAGCACAGGGCUGAUUCGGUGAUGAUUAUUAGCGAUAGUUGCACAUACCAGAACAGGAAUGCUGUUUUGGGAAAUGCACUUCUGAAGUUUGCUGUGGAUAAGAAAGUCAUAAUAACUCAGCAUUAUCUUGAAAAAGGUCAUACUCAAAUGGAGGUCGAUAGCGUACACAGUACCAUUGAGGGAAAACUGAGAAACAAGGAAGGCUACCUUCCAUCCGAUUAUGCCAGAAUCUGUAGAGAAGCUAGACCAAAGCAGCCUUAUCAAGUUCAUUACUUGGAUCACCAAGUAUUUCUCAGCUCUUCAUUAUGUUCCAUCUGUUAG
Molecule: messenger RNA, 765 nt
Organism: Phaedon cochleariae (mustard beetle)
Lineage: Eukaryota; Metazoa; Arthropoda; Insecta; Coleoptera; Chrysomelidae
Source: the annotation of a GenBank genome assembly